CAGAAAUUGGGAAAGUCUCACAUCGGCCGUGGUUCCUGGCAUGGGGAGGGUAACCGGGCACUGUCAGCAGGGUCAGAUUCUCACAAUAGACGCUAUCAGGGCAGUUCCAAAAAAGUUUCAGUUUAGUACGUUUUCUUUUUUCGCUUGCUUUAGCUGUGGGGAGUUCCACAAAUGUUUCUCCCGCACAGCACUAUGUCAAACAAUUCAAGCAACUUCCUGCUGGUUCCCAUUCCCGAGGUCCCGGUGGUCGACUGUCUGCAUAACAAAAAUGUGAAGAUCGCGGUGCUGGGAGCAAAGAACGUUGGAAAGACCGCCUUGAUUGUACGUUUUCUCACAAGACGAUUCAUUGGAGAUUAUGAACCAAACACAGGAGCUUUAUACACCAGACAAAUGAAUAUCGAUGGGGAUCAAAUUACACUGCAAAUUCAGGACACUCCCUUCAUUACUCAGGGAGAUGGAGAUGAUCCGCGGAGUCAAGAAGUUAUAACUCGAUCCCUUCACUGGGCAGAUGGUUUUGUUUUUGUCUUUUCGCUUACAGACACAGACAGCUGGAAAACUCUCCGUCCACUCCAUCAGCAAAUCAGGAAAAUCUAUCCCAACAUCCGACUUCCAUUUGUGUUGAUAGGAAACAAAGCUGAUUUACCUCACGCACGGCAAGUUGAAACAACUGAAGGGAUCCAGUUGGCAAAUGAGAUAGGAGGAGCUUACUAUGAAGUUUCUGCCAGAGAAAAUUGUAAUGAGGUCUAUGAUGCUUUCCAUCAAGUCUGCCAAGAAAUUAGUAAAAUGAUGGGAAGCAGCAACGGAGAGAAAAGAAGAGGUCUGCUUUUAGCUAGGCCCAAAUCACCAAACAUGCAAGAUUUUGGAAGGCGCUUAAAGCAAGCUCUAUCAUCUAAAGUAAAAUCUACUAGUGCUAUUUAACAGCACUCUUUUGCACAGGUUGCAAGCUUCAUAUCCAUUGUAUUUCCAGUUUACAUGAGGGAUGAAUGGAAAGUAUUUUCUGAGGACACCAAUUAAGUGAAUACUCAAAGAUAUUUUAAAGAUUAGCAUAUGCAAAUUGUGACUUCUUGCAAUUUUCAGUUUCCUUCUCCAUGUAUGCCAUGUGACAGAAUUUUAACUGCUGAGUGUGUGUUUUUAUGUGUAUACAUAAUGAAGAAAUUCAGUUCCCAGUGUGCAAUGCGGGUGGUUCACCUGGAACCGGAAGUGAUAUUGGUGAGCUGGUUAUGCGUGCUCAGUGUGAAGCUAAAAGCCAUGUACUGCUUUAUGGAAUCUUGGUGUUGCUGCUUCAUCCGGUUCAAUUCUGGCCUUUGUGCCUUUGAGUUUACCAAUACCCUUCUCAAACACCUUGUUAUUAGUAUUAAGCAGCUGUGACAAUCUUUGGGCUGGGCUGCAGUUGCUUGUUGAUGACACACUGAGAACUUUAAUUGUGUGCCAAUCUAGUUGGAUUUUUCUCAACCAUUCACAUCUGAAAAGUGCUGGCCUUCCACUUUUCAACACAUAAAGUCCUAACUGCUGUGUUUAGCCUCCAUAUAUCAUAUUCACUUUCAGUUUGCCUUUGGGAGACACUUCUUCACCUAGUAGGUCUUUAGCAUCACCAAGCUUAGAAAACAGUCUGUUGUAGUCAAAGCUGACCCUGUAUCCAGCUUCAUUUUAUGAUUUUGCAAUCUGCUUCAGUAUCGCCAUAUAGUUCUAGGCACAGCAGCUCAGCUUUGUCACGCUCUGUGUUGUCUGAUUCAGUUUCACAUUUAGUCACUUUAUGCAUUUGUUUAGUUUUGUGUUUGAAACUUUUUACUCCAUGCGAUUUUUCUCUUUGCUUGUGUUUUUUGUCUGACUUACACACUCUCUCUAUGUGGCCUUGCCUGUGACACUUUCUGCAAACCCUUUCUUUGAACCAACAAUCACUUGCAUCAUGGAUGGAUUUGCCACAUCGAUAACAUUUUUGGUUUUAUGCACCAUUCAGGGACAUUUUGCAAAUUUCACAUUCUGAACUCUUUUUCUGUAAUUCUGACUUGUCCUUUGCUGCAGUCUCUAAUGAUAUGGCAAUGGUGAAUGUCCAUUCUAAGGUUAAGUCUCUUUCUGACAGUAGGUUCUUUUGAGUGCUUUGUUUAUGCAUGCCACGUACAAGCCUGUCCCUUAAUGCAUCAGAAAGUCUAUCUCCAAAGUCACAGUAUUGGGAAAAUUUGCACACUUCUGCAAUGCAUUCAGAAAUGUUUUCAUCCUUUGACUGGUUCCUUUUGUGAAAUCUAAAACUCUCUGCAAUUACUAGCAGUUUUGAGCUCAAGUGAUUUAGCAAAAUGGCAACGAUUUCAUUGAAUGUCUUGCUGACUUUUCAGGAGUUACUAAUUUGCUUAAGAAACUGUAUGUUCUGGCAGUCAUUAAACGAUGAAUUGUGGAGACUUUCUUUACCUCAACCACAUCGUUAGCAUUACUAGUUCAACCCUCUCGAGAUACAAUUCCCAAUCCUCAUUAGCACUAUCAAGUUCAUCAACUUUCCCAACUAAGGCCAUCGUCACAUUAUUUUUACUUUAGCUUUGCUUGUUGUGCAUCUCUCACUGUGUACUGUGCACCAUUAUUCACGUGCCCUUUUCUAGCAUUCGUGACCACCUUCUCCCUCACCGUACUGGUUCAGUUCGCUCUUUUCUCUCGCUGUCUCUGUCCCUUCCUCCGAAUUCUGUCAUUUCGUAACUGACAGUGUAGUUGGUGAUAUCCGUUGACAUUCAGGUUUGUACUCAUCAACAAUUUGUUUUGUGUGUACAAUUUCAUAUUAAAUAAAUAAAGGCAUGCACUCAGAGACCAAGUUAAUGUGUAUAUUCACUUAGCAGAGAGAGCAGGAAAUCAAUGUGCAUGUGUGAGUUAUCAUUCAAUAAUUAGUGCUAAGAAGAGUCAUUGCAUUAAAAGAAAUAGAUCCAUACAGUGGUGAUAGGCAAAUUACGGUGGGUCCAGGUCCUUACUGAAACAGGACGUGAUUCUAGCCAUGACCAACCUCUCAAAGCAUUCAUCACCACAGACCUGAGUGCUGCUGGACCAUAGUCACUGAGUGGCUCAAAGAUGCAAAAAUUUGAUUUGGUGGAUCAGCCAGUUUAAAAGAUCCAUCAAAUUCAUUUAAACUGAACAGCUCUCAAGUCAUGUUAUGACAAUUCUGAGGCAGAUUGCUGGCGAACUUGUAGCAAUCUCCAUAACCCAACUUAUUCUUCCUGCAUAUGCAUUGCUUGUUGGCAAACCAAACUCUGCAGGAACACCCUGAAAGUGCUUUUGUUUUUUGAGGUGUCCUUCUUUUUCUGGCUUAUCAGCAGAGCUGACACUGAACUAGAAUCAGGUUGACUAUCACCGGCAUAUGUUGUGAUAUUUAACUUUGCAGCUGCAGUACAAUGCAAUACAUGAUAAACAUAGAAAAGCAACUGAGUUACAGUAAGUAUACAUAUAUAUUCUUACUGUAUAAAUUAAAGUAGUGCAAAAACAGAGGUAAAUUUUAAAAAAUGAGGUGCUGUUCUUGGGUUCAACGUUCAUUUAGAAAUCAGAUGGCAGUGGGGAAGAAACUGUUCCUGAAUAGCUGUGUGUGUGCCUUCAGGCUUCUGUACCUCCUUCCUGAUGGUAGUAAUGAGAAGAGGGCAUGUCCUGGUUGGCGGAACCCUUAACGAUGGAUACUGCCUUCCCGAGGUACCACUCCUUGAAGGUCUCUUGGAUACCACGGAGGACGGUACCCAUGAUGGAGCUGACUAAUUUUACAAUUUUCUGCAACUUACUUUGAUCUUAUGCAGUAGCCCCCUCAUACCAGACAGUAAAAGAGCCAGUCAGAAUGCUCUGAAGAAGAUUUCAAGUGUUUUAGGUGACAAACCAAAUCUCCUCAAACUCCAAAUGAAAUAUAACCACUGUCUCGCCUUCUUUAUAGCUGCAUCAAUAUGUGGUGUCCAGAUUAGGUCCUCAGACUUACUGACACCCAGGAACUUGAAAUUUCUCACCCUCCCCAAUUUUUUUUUUUACUAAUUUUUUAUUGCAACACCAACAAACUCUCUCCAAUUCUGAUCCCCCUAUGAGGAUUGGUUUGUGUUCCCUCAUUCUACCCUCUGUGAAGACCACAAUCAGCUCUUUGAUCUUACUAACAAUGAGUACAAAGUUGUUGCCACUGUUGUAGCGUGGAUGAAAUCACUGGAGAGACAGAGUCACUGGUAGAUACAAAGCAGCUUCUUUAUUUGACACAACACGACACAGCAGGUAUCUACGGACGGAGACACUUUCGGUGGAAAGGUCUGCUAGCCCAAUGUGGGCUUGAUGUUUAUAUGCUAAACACAAAGGCAAUCGCUACUUAAAAAGUUAUAGACAAUGCAUAGACAAUGCUUCCUAUUGAAGUUACAUACAAAAUAUCACACCACCUAACUCCAUCCUUUCCUUCUGAUGCCAAAAGUCUGGGUUGGUAUCCACAGCCUUUAGGAAUGUAGUUAAAUCCACAAUACAUUUAUUUGGCAUUUUACGUGCUAACAUAGAAGACAAUUAAUAUUUAUAAUGUAUAGAUAAUACUGUCUUUGAAACAACAGCAUCUGGUCAAACUACGGCGCCAGAAGCAUCUGGUCACACCUUUUUAGGAAGCGCAUUGUUGUGGACUGAAUCCUCAGUACUUUGUCAAAUAGUCAAACAGAAGUCUGGUGGCCAAAGUUAUUUAAGUGUAAACAAAUCAUCUACUCAAAAAAUCUCACUCUAACAGCCACGACCAGAGAAUGUUCCAGUAAAAGGGAGCUGUAUGGUGAUCACUGAGCACAAGGGGCAGCACUAAAGGAGCAGCUACUGAUUGUGGAAAGGCAAGUGCAGCCAACAUUAGGUCUGACUGCAUGUGAAAGGCUCAACCCCGUGGGAACAGUUUUUAUAGUAGCUUCACAGACCAAAGGUGACCAGGCGUCACUCAUGGAAGAGUACGCAGAUGUCUUUAAGGGGCUCAGGUGCUCUCCUGAUGUAACUCGAGAAACUCCUAACAACAUCCAUGAGAGCUCCAGAGAGGUUAAGCAAGAGAACAUGAGAGCCCCAGAAUGGUUUUGCAAGAGAAGCACAAGAAAUCCACCUUCCAUAGACAUCUGUAUCAGCUACACCAGUGAUUGUCAGGAUGCCAGUGCUGAACAGGGUGAUCAGGAUGAAGAAGUCGCCAGGCUUGCUUCCACAUUAUGCAACCUGUCUGUCACUGACUUCCAAUUAAGGACAAGAAAUCAAAAAUAUCUCCACAAUCCUCAGCUCCAUUAUGAGGUAUGUGGAGCAAAUUAUGUUCACGCAGCAAGAACAAGUACAGAGACAAACAGAUAGGAUCUUGGCAGCAGAUGUGAAAAGUAAACUUGUUGUUCAGAAAGACUCUAAUAUUAACACAGCAAAGGAAAGCAAUACAUCUGUGGAGACAAAUAGCAGAACAAAAGAUCAUUGAAUCACCACCAAGGCUGAUUCAGAGUUUAUGAGUGAAAUGGGACUGUAUUUGCUCAUUUCAAUUGAAGUUAAUGUAAAUAUCUUUGUGGAAAGCAUUGUUGUUUCUUGCAGGUUUAUGAGGGCAGAGUAUUGUGUAUGUUUUCUCUAAAGGGGGAAGAUCUGUGUAUUAUGUGUGUACAUAAUAGAGAACUUCACUUCCCAAUAUGCAACGCGGGCAUUUUGCCCAGAACUGAAAGUGACAUUGACGAACUGGUUGCUUGCACUCAGUGUGAAACUAGAAGCUGUGUACUGUAAAUAAAUGUGUGUUCAUUUUUCCAUUGCAAAGUUUGUCUUUAUUAAAGAACUAACAUAACUUGGUGCAAAAGGUGCUCAGUGUUAUGUGUAGGCAUGUUUACUUGUGAUGUAUACAGUCAUUAUGAUAGUAGCUUGUUUUGUGCCACUAAUCUGCUGAAUUAUAUUGAGUUAAAAUUAUUCUCAGACUGAAGCAAUUUUAAAUUGUGGACUAAGUUACAUUAUUAGAAGCAUCCACAGGGAACUCUUGUUUUCUCAAAUUAUAAAUGCAUUGAGGUUAAAUCCCACAGAUGCUGCAGGUUGAAUAACUUUCUAUAAAGUUCCAUUAUUCAUUGAAAUUCUGGUUUCAAAUGCUUGUAUAUUAAGAAGGCAUGACCAUUAAUCAGGGACUCCUGUUAAAAAUGAUGCUUGUCUGUUCAUGACAGAGUUAUGUUUGACAAUAAUGUUCUGGUGAGAGGGUAGCUGGCUGCCACCAGUUGCCCAAAUUCAUUUAUUUCUAAAAUAACCCGGCAGGAAGUAUUUAUUCAUAUUUUAUUGUAAAUAACUGAUGAUUAUGAUGUUGUUUAGGUAAGAGUGCAUGAGAAAAAAAGAUCAAAAAUUGCAUUGUCGCUCUUUCAGCAUUGUUUGUUCAAAUUGUGGUAAAUUAUUUACAUGCCGAUGUUUGGCUCCAUUUCACUAAUUAAAGCUUCCAUUGUGUGCUGAUUAGCGUGAUGAGGGAGAUUGAAGCAUCGAGGCCAGCUGCCUGUCUUUUGAUCAUUCUGUACCAGAGAGGGAACAGCCUGCCACUGGGCCUGGAGAAUAUUGCCCAGGUUUUCUGCGGUUUGAAUGUGGACAUGGACUAUAAACUUUCUUUCAGUCUUACUAAUUUUUAUAUUCUGUUUCUUGCCCAAACUUUCUUAUUUUUUUGUGUAGGGCG
Mobula hypostoma (lesser devil ray) is the source of this 6604-nucleotide messenger RNA. RefSeq names its product RAS-like, family 11, member A (gene rasl11a). Gene Ontology annotation, molecular function: GTP binding; GTPase activity. The record is from RefSeq and is a predicted model, not a curated record. The coding region runs from base 172 to 918 and encodes 248 amino acids. The transcript is spliced from 4 exons. Lineage: Eukaryota; Metazoa; Chordata; Chondrichthyes; Myliobatiformes; Myliobatidae.